AAUAGUUUUUAGAAUUAGUUUGAAUUAUUUAAAAUAGUUUUGAAUAAUUAAUUUUAAUUUAAUAUUUGCUUUUAUUACACAUACAUAUAUUUUCCACAUGGAUGAGCAUACAUCAGAUGCUAGUGUUCAUCCCGAGGGCACUAACCAGACAUCUACACAGUCUGGUCCAAUACCCUCCAUUGAUAGUCAGCGCAGGGCUCAACUUUUUGUCGAGACCAUUCUUGCCCUACAACAUGCACUAGAUCAUCUUGAUUCCACAUUACUUGUCGCCGCUGCCCAACCAAAUAAGGAAAGGGCAUAGACUAUUAGAGAUCAGUUGGUUUGUAUGAUUGACACUAUUCAGACAUAUAGUCCUUAUGAUGAAAUGUCUAUUGAUUCUUUCUAUAGAUCCCUUUCUCGUAGUGUGAUUGGCACAAUGAAAUGAGACACCGUGAACAAGGAUGUAUCUUCCACACAGGUCCAUACCAUGUUCCCCGAUUAUCAGGGUCUGAGAUAGAAGAAGAUUAGGGGCUAUUUAGUUACUAGAUGCACUGAUCCGAUUGUUGCCCGAUUCAUAUAUCCUAGAUGGUUGGCAACUCAUCAUAUGUGGCCAUACAAGGAUGAGUUGCCACUUUAUUUAUGCAAACAAUUGUUUGUAGAGUUUCAUAUGGACCUAGAUGUUGAUUAUACUAGUAUACCAAUGAAUGUUGGACAAGGCAGAGGGAGGCUCAAUGAUAAAUAUAGAUGACCUGAUGUAUCGGCGCUCGUUAAUAAAUGAGCAUUAGUUGGUCCAAACCUACUGGUUCUACCAAAAUGUUUGGAGUUAUCACAUACAAUCGAUGCAGCAGCUGAUGAUGCCAGGCGAGAUAUCUACUCGAGCAUUGUAGAGAUUGCCACUCAGGUUAGCUAGAUGACAUCUAAUCGUGUUGGGAGAUAUCUCUUACGGUCACAGACUACCAUUGCACGGGCUACAAAUGCGACAUCCAACAGUGGCACUGAUCUUUACGCUUGUGUGGAUAUACCAUCUCCACUUGACGCUAGACAGUUGACAAAGGUUGAUCCUUUGCAAUGGAUGAGUGCAUUGUUGUCCAACGACUUAUUGGAUUCAUAUUCAACUCUUUCUUCGCUUCUUGGGAUCCCACUCAAGGAUGUACCGACACAGGUGAGACAACUUGUACAUAGAGACUAUGGUGGUAGAGCGUCUCAGGGUGAUAUGGGGAGAGAGGAGGGAGUUCCAGUGCACCUUACAACCCCUCCACCACAUAUUGAUGUUGAUCCCACACCUCCUCCUCAACCUACACCAGUUGAUCCGACACCUGAGCCACCACGACCUACACCUAUGACUUUUAUACCUCCUGCUCAAGCUCAUGGUCACUAUACUAGUAUGCUCGUUCACGGUUUAGAGGAUGCAUCGCUGGAUCUAGAUGUUGACGACGUGUCCUUCCAUUCAUCUAAGAUUAGCAUGAUUGGGAGAGCCUUCAAGUUUCGUGAGGGUCCUACUACAUUGGAGACAUUAGGAGAUCUGCAACCUCCUUCUGCUCCUGCACAUGGUCACAGUCAGGAAGAGCAUUUAGAACAUGGAUCAACGGAGGGCCCACCGAGCAGUUUAUGUGCAUGUGAUCAUUGUUUGAUGAUAUUAUAUGUAGAGUGCAUGUACUUUUUUUUAACUUAUGUGUAUCUGACACUUGUUUGAUGAGAUUGUAUGUACAUAUGAGACACUUGUACAUGUUUGUUUAUGUAUAUGACACUUGUUUGUUUAUUACAUGUAUUUAU
Molecule: messenger RNA, 1752 nt
Organism: Cryptomeria japonica (Japanese cedar)
Lineage: Eukaryota; Viridiplantae; Streptophyta; Pinopsida; Cupressales; Cupressaceae
Exons: 3
Coding region: 890-1672 (260 amino acids)
Source: RefSeq, a predicted model, not a curated record